This is a messenger RNA of Malania oleifera, 1942 nucleotides long. Its product is annotated as transcription factor TCP23. The record is from RefSeq and is a predicted model, not a curated record. Gene Ontology annotation, cellular component: nucleus. Gene Ontology annotation, molecular function: DNA-binding transcription factor activity; sequence-specific DNA binding. Lineage: Eukaryota; Viridiplantae; Streptophyta; Magnoliopsida; Santalales; Ximeniaceae. The transcript has a single exon. Bases 473 to 1660 code for a protein of 395 amino acids.
ACUUAAUAAAUUUAACGGAUCAAAUUGAUAUUCAUCCAUAUCAAACACACCAUUAUGGGUGCUUAUAUAGAUGUGUAGCCAAGACCCAUAAAAAACAAUUCAUGAAUAGUGCUUUAAUCCCAUUAAACAUUCCUUGCCAGAUACCCCACGAGUGGUUCACUGCUCCGCACUCUGUCAAAUUUCCAGCAGCGCAGGCCCCUCCCCCACCUGCCGCCAGUUGGAGCCCAAACCCACACCAGCUACCUCAUCCCCCUCUCUCCCUCAAUCAAUUACUUGCCCACCAAAUCCACAAGCUCAAGCUCUCUCUCUCUCUCUCUCUCUCUCUCUCUCUCUCUCUCUCUUCUCCUCUGCCCAGGCCCCCAUCGGCCAUCUCUGAAGAUUGAUGAACAGCUCGAACUAUGAGAUGAAAAGCAAAAUUGAGUUGUGGUAGAAUAUUGAUGCUUAUAUAAAGAGAAAUUUGGUCGAAACCCAGAUGGAGUUGUUGGAUUCUGCCGAUCAGAGCAGCAACAACAACAACAAAGGCAGUAGAAGCGCUAGCUCAGACCACCAUCCCCCCCAAAUCCAACCAGCUUCUCUGCAACUCGUCCCUUUCCCAACCCAAACACAAUUCCAUCCCCAACCCGCCGAUGGGUCCGGUUCGGCCCCAGCCGAUGGCCCAUCCGCCGCCCCCUCCACUUCAAUUUCAGUCCAGCCCAUUCUCCUCAACCCUUCUUCUUCAACCUCCAAGUCUUCCGCUCUCACCCCCAAGUCCACCAAAAGACCCUCCAAGGACCGCCACACCAAAGUCGACGGCCGCGGCCGCCGCAUCCGCAUGCCAGCAGCCUGCGCCGCUCGCGUCUUCCAGCUCACCAGAGAAUUGGGUCACAAGACCGACGGCGAAACCAUCGAGUGGCUUCUUCAGCAUGCCGAACCCUCGAUCGUCGCAGCCACCGGAACCGGCACGAUCCCGGCGAACUUCUCCACCCUCAGCGUCUCUCUCCGGAGCAGCGGGUCCACGAUUUCUCUGGGACCCUCUAAAUCAGCCUCCCAUUCUUUCUCUUUCUACGGCGAUGGUGGCGCCGCUGCCGUGCUCGGCCCUCAUUACGCGGCGAAUCCCCAUUUUCUCAUCCCAAAUCCGGCCGCUGAAGUACAGCUCGGCGAGAAUUAUCUGACGAGGAGCUUUAGAGAAGAUCUGUUCAAGCAAGAGCCCCAUCAGCAACGGCAGAGAGAACCGGGUCCUUCCUCUGAUAAAGCACCCGGAAACGAAAUUCCGGAUCAGGGAACGGGCGGUUCGGGCUCUGUAAGCGUUCCGGUUCGGUCACCGCCGAUCAUGCCAGUUCCGGCCAUGUGGGCAGUAGCGCCGGCCACUACCAACGGCGGAAACGCGUUCUGGAUGCUGCCCAUGACAGCGGCAGCUGCGGGCUCGGCGGUGACGGGCGCCCCCAGAGCCAGUUUGCCAGAAUUGUGGACGUUUCCGGGAGGAGCCGGCGGACAGAGAGUGUUAAACUUUUCGGGCGGCGGGCAUGAAGGGGGAAUGGGGCGGGUUGGAGCGGUUCAAUUCGCGGGGUUGGGGAUCUCAGAGGGUAUGUUUGCUUCCAUGAAUGCAUACAGCGGCAACAGUAGUCAUGAUCAGCCUCCAGCUAGUGACAGUGGAGACGAAAGUCCCGCUGAAUCCCAAUAGUAUGACUUCCUUCUUAGUAAAAUUAAUUAAUGCUUUUCUUUUAACCUUCAACUCUCUCUCUCUCUGUCUCUGUCUCUGUCCAGUCAUGGCUGCUUGCAGCGGUUGCUUUUGUUUUUUAUCUUCCCCCACGCUUCUUUUUUUUGGAUACGCUCCGGGUGUCCACGUCCGUUCUGACGGUCUUCUUUUGUUUGUCUCUUUGUGGCAGCCCCAAUUAUUGAUUUUUCGCAAUGGUAUUGAGAUUUUGCAUAAAUAAAUAAAUGUUGCAGUGAAAUUUCUGAUUAA